AUGGAAGCUAGAAGGCCUAGAAAUAGAUCUGUUGGAUUUUUAGCCGCUGGUGCACUAACAGCGCUUGCUCUUGGGGCCUAUUAUGCCUGGAAGAAAAGUACAACUUCGUCAUCAUCAUCACCUACUAUUGACGAAACUGAACAGAAUUCCAUUUCUGCGUGUAUAGUUUUUACAGAGGAUAUGUAUGAGAGCGGUCUCGAUUGGGAAGGGCUAAUUUCUAUGCAAGCAGUGGUGAUUCUACCUCCAAAAAUUACACUUAGAUCGACCGUGGUUCAAUUCCCUGUCUCUCAGAUAAUUGAAUGCGGCACUGAGGACGGCGUCUGGUCUGUUGUAAGGCAUCUGCGGAAAGACAUUGUGGUUGUGAGCCCUCUUAGUCUCAAUUCUGUUCCUGCAGACAUAUACAGGUUUUCCGAGCCAGUCACAGAGCUUCCAUGA
Lachancea lanzarotensis is the source of this 435-nucleotide messenger RNA. RefSeq names its product LALA0S14e01442g1_1 (gene PEX22). NCBI's taxonomy places the organism in Eukaryota, Fungi, Ascomycota, Saccharomycetes, Saccharomycetales, Saccharomycetaceae. The coding region runs from base 1 to 435 and encodes 144 amino acids. The record is from RefSeq and is a predicted model, not a curated record. The transcript has a single exon.